ACACCUCCAAAUGUUGACUGAAUUGAAUUUGAUAUCAUUAAAUGCAUGUUCUAACAUCAUUCCUUUGCAUUAUCAAUUCUGAGAAACCUUCUUGGCUUAAUUAUGGGUAAAAGUUUCAUUCCUCUCUUUUUUCUUGCAAUUUUCAUUCUACCACAUGACAAUACAUUACUUGCUAAUAUUAGCACUGACGAAGUUGCUCUUCUUGCACUUAAAUCACACAUUUCUUCUGAUAUUAACAAUAUCAUAGCAAGCAACUGGUCUUCUUCCACCCCAGUUUGCAGCUGGAUUGGAAUCACUUGCAGCUCCCGUCACCAUCGAGUCACUGCUUUAGACAUUUCGAGCAUGCAACUUUAUGGUACCAUUCCUCCACACCUUGGAAACCUCUCAUUUAUUUCAUCGCUUGACAUCAGUAACAACACUUUCCAUGGAGAUUUGCCAGUAGAGUUGGCUCAUUUGCAGAGGUUGAAAUUCAUUAAUGCCAAAAACAAUAACUUUACCGGAGCCAUUCCAUCAUUUUUAAGUUUGUUACCAAACCUAGGCUCUUUGUACCUAUCGAAUAACCAAUUUUCGGGGAAAAUUCCAACUUCCCUUUCCAAUCUAACAAAACUGGAAGUGUUGCAAUUACAGAGCAAUUUUCUUGAAGGAGAGAUCCCUCGAGAAAUUGGUGAUCUUCGUUACUUGACUGUCCUAGACCUGCAACUUAGUCAGCUUACUGGCUCUAUACCACCAUCAAUCUUUAACAUUACUACAAUGCAAGUGAUUGCUCUUAGCGGCAACAAUCUUACUGGAAAGCUUCCAAAAACUAUAUGUGAUCAUCUUCCAGACUUGGAAGGACUUUACCUCGGUAGAAACUCCCUAGAAGGAGUUAUUCCACCAAACCUGGAGGAAUGCAGAAAGCUUCAACAAUUGGUAUUGUCAUUCAAUGAGUUUGCUGGAACUGUACCAAGAGAGCUUGCCAACUUAACAGAUCUUACAAAAUUAGCCAUGACAGCUCUGCAUUUGGAAGGUAGUAUAAAAUUUUCUUCCUUCUCUUUUCCCCCAAGCUUGUACUCAUAUAUUUCCCGAAAAUUGACAGGAGAGAUACCAAUGGAGCUAGGUAAUCUUAAGAAACUUCAAGCAUUGGGAUUAUCACAGAAUGAGCUUACAGGCUCUAUCCCUGACAUCAUUUUCAACAUGUCAGCACUGCAGAUUAUAGAUUUUGGACUAAACAAGCUUUCAGGUACUCUACCUUCAGAUUUAGGUCGUGGAAUUCCCAAUAUAGAAGAACUCUUUUGUGGAGGAAAUAAUCUGAGUGGUUUUAUCUCUGCUUCAAUCUCAAAUUCUUCAAGACUCACAAUGUUAGACCUCUCCAACAACAGUUUCACAGGUCUCAUUCCUAAAUCACUUGGUAACUUAGAAUACCUUGAGGUUCUGAACUUGUGGGGGAAUAAUUUUGUCAGCGAUUCAACAUUGAGCUUCCUUGCAUCAUUGACAAACUGUAGGAAUCUAAAAUUACUCACGUUAUCUGGUAAUCCGUUGGAUGGUGUUUUGCCUGCAUCUGUUGGUAAUUUCUCCAACGCCUUGCAAACUUUUGAAGUACAAGGUUGUAAAUUGAAGGGCGUCAUUCCACAAGAAAUUGGUAAUCUUACUGAAGUGACAAGGAUGAUUCUGGUUAACAAUGAGUUAACUGGACAUAUUCCAAAUACUGUGCAUGGCAUGUCGAUCCUUCAAGAACUUUACCUAUAUGACAACAAGAUAGAAGGAACCAUACCAGAUGUUAUUUGCAACUUAAAGAAUCUAGGUGCAUUAGUAUUGUCAGAAAAUCAUUUUUCUGGUUCAGUGCCCUCAUGCUUAGGUAACAUGACCAGUCUGAGGAAACUUUAUCUAGAUAACAACAAACUGGAUUCUAGAUUACCUUCAAGCUUAGGGAACCUUCAAGAUCUCAUAGAAUUCGAUGUUUCAUACAAUUUAUUGAGUGGGGAAAUUCCUCUGGAGAGUGGAAACUUGAAGGCUGCAACACGCAUUGAUCUGUCAAAUAAUUCUUUUUCUGGUAAGAUUCCUAGUACUCUAGGGAGUCUAGAUAAAUUGAUUAAUCUUUCUCUAGCACAUAAUAGAUUAGAGGGGCCUAUUCCUGAAUCAUUUGGCAAAAUGUUAUCCUUGGAAUACUUGGAUUUGUCCUAUAACAAUCUUAGUGAUGAAAUUCCAAAGUCAUUAGAAGCUCUUGUGUAUCUCAAACACAUGAAUUUCUCAUUCAAUAAAUUCAGUGGAGAAAUUCCCACUGGUAGUACCUUUGCAAAUGUCACCAGUCAAUCUUUCUUGUCCAAUGAUGCACUUUGUGGCGACUCCCGAUUUAACGUAAAACCAUGCCUAACCAAAUCUACAAAGAAGUCAACCUUGGGGACCCUUCAAGAUCUCAUUCAACUCGAUGUUUCAUCCAAUUUAUUGAGUGGGGAAAUUCCACUGGAGAGCGGAAACUUAAAGGCCGCAACAUUCAUUGGUCUGUCGAAUAAUUAUUUUUCUGGUAAGAUUCCUAGUACUCUAGGGAGUCUAGAUAGAUUGAUUAAUCUUUCUCUAGCACAUAAUAGAUUAGAGGGGCCUAUUCCAGAAUCAUUUGGCAAAAUGUUAUCCUUGGAAAACUUGGAUUUGUCAUAUAACAAUCUUAGUGGUGAAAUUCCAAAGUCAUUAGAAGCUCUUGUGUAUCUCAAAUACCUAAAUAUCUCUUUCAAUGAACUCAGUGGAGAAAUUCCCACAAGUGGUCCCUUUGCAAAUGUCACCAGUCAAUCUUUCUUGUCCAAUGAUGCACUUUGUGGUGACUCCCGAUUUAAUGUAAAACCAUGCCUUACCAAAUCUACAAAGAAGUCAACAAGAAAAAGAGUGCUUACAGGUUUAUAUAUUCUAUUAGGGAUUGGAUCACUCUUCAUGUUGACUGUUGGAAUUGUGGUGUUAAGAUUGAGAAACACAAAUAAGAAUGCAAGUCAAAAAGAUGUGUCUCUCAUAAAAGGGCAUGAAAGAAUUUCAUAUUAUGAACUUGAACAGGCAACUGAAGGAUUCAACGAAACCAACUUGCUUGGUAAUGGGAGUUUCAGCAUGGUUUAUAAAGGGAUACUUAAGGAUGGUAUCAUUUUUGCAGCAAAGGUAUUCAAUGUGCAAUUGGAUGGUGCAUUCAAAAGUUUUGACACAGAAUGUGAGAUACUAAGGAACCUUCGCCACAGAAAUCUGACCACAAUGGCUAUUCAACGCCUGUGGUGCAUUGUGACUUGCAGCCAAGCAAUGUCUUGCUAGAUCAAGAAAUGGUUGCUCAUGUAAGUGAUUUUGGCAUUGCAAAAAUGUUAGGUGCAGGGGAGGCUUUUGUUCAGACAAGGACAAUUCCAACCAUUGGAUAUAUUGCUCCAGAGUAUGGACAAGAUGGAAUAGUAUCCACGAGUUGUGAUGUUUAUAGUUUUGGCAUCCUAAUGAUGGAGACGUUCACA
This is a messenger RNA of Solanum tuberosum (potato), 3449 nucleotides long. RefSeq names its product LRR receptor-like serine/threonine-protein kinase FLS2. The transcript is spliced from 2 exons. Lineage: Eukaryota; Viridiplantae; Streptophyta; Magnoliopsida; Solanales; Solanaceae. Bases 103 to 3261 code for a protein of 1052 amino acids. Gene Ontology annotation, molecular function: protein binding; ATP binding. The record is from RefSeq and is a predicted model, not a curated record.